Molecule: messenger RNA, 837 nt
Organism: Uncinocarpus reesii 1704
Lineage: Eukaryota; Fungi; Ascomycota; Eurotiomycetes; Onygenales; Onygenaceae
Exons: 2
Coding region: 1-837 (278 amino acids)
Biological process (GO): attachment of spindle microtubules to kinetochore
Cellular component (GO): mitotic spindle pole body; mitotic spindle; DASH complex
Source: RefSeq, a predicted model, not a curated record
AUGUCGUCCUUGUCUAUUUCCGAUUCUCACAGCACUCCCAAAGCUUCAAAUUACACUAGGUCCCACGAGCAAAGCUCUCUUGACUACAGUUUAACGUCGGACGGGCUUGACGAGGGGAUAUCAUCGAUUGAUACGCCUUCUCAGAUAAAUAGGGUGGCUCCAUUUACGCCUGGAAGAGGCACGACUGGAUAUUCCCGACCUUUUCCCACGACGCCAGGCUCUGCAGUCUUUCCUCCUCCAACCUCCUUAAAAUCAAACACCAGAACCGAAAAACAAGCAGACCCUGUUCUUCACCGUGUGCUCGACAAGACAUAUCGGGUCCAAGCAACUCCCUCCGGAGGUUCCCGUACGGUGCUGAAAGCACAUCACGGAACCGUAACCCCGAAACUGCGCUACAAUAUAGAAUCUUCGCCUCCCUCCAGCCCAGAACUGGAAGUUCCUAAACUACACUCUGAAAUCUUUUCCUCCCCAGUCGCCCCAGACUCAGCCAAACGCCCCCGUAGACCAAGUAAACCCCACAGCGUGAAACCAGGCAUUAGCGUUCUGACCCCCGCCAAACCGAAGCCUCAUCGUCAAAGUCUCUGGGACAGUGACGAGGAUAUAGAUCACGACGAUGUCGACCCUACCUCUUACUUUGGACGCAGUCCGCCAAAAACAAUGCAAUUCCACAUUCCGCAGAGUAAACUGCUCAAAACGCCCGCCAAGGAGGCAUCGAAGCGUAUAGUGUCGGAUCUUUUACACACAGCUGGCGCUGACACAACGGAGGAAUUCGAUAAGCUCGAAUACAGCCCUACUCUUGUUCGUCGCAUGGAGGGACUCGAAGAUGACACGUUUUAA